This is a messenger RNA of Betta splendens (Siamese fighting fish), 1067 nucleotides long. RefSeq names its product chymotrypsin-like elastase family member 3B. Gene Ontology annotation, biological process: proteolysis. The coding region runs from base 174 to 962 and encodes 262 amino acids. Gene Ontology annotation, molecular function: serine-type endopeptidase activity. The transcript has 8 exons. The record is from RefSeq and is a predicted model, not a curated record. NCBI's taxonomy places the organism in Eukaryota, Metazoa, Chordata, Actinopteri, Anabantiformes, Osphronemidae.
UUAAUACAUAUUAAGGGGUGUUUGAAUUAUUUUGGGAGUAACAGUUUGCUGACUUUCAAAUAUUAUCUGGCUUUUUGUUGACACAGGGUCACCACAUGGAGAAUGGGAAGGAUCUUCACAGGGGACUGGUAUCACUAUGUGCGAUAGCAUAGUGAGUUCUGUUCAAUGAACACAUGGAACUGCCAGUGGUCCUCCUCUCGGUUGUUGCAGCGGUGUGUGGGUGUGGCGUGCCCAGCUACCUGCCGUACGUCAGCCGUGUGGUGGAGGGCGAAGAGGCCCGUCCAUACAGCUGGCCAUGGCAAAUUUCUUUGGAGUCCUUCUUCCCCACUUGUGGAGGAACACUCAUUGUACCGAACUGGGUCUUGACUGCUGCCCACUGCAUCACAUUCCACACGUACAGGGUCGUUCUGGCAGAGCAUGACCUCAACAUGGAAGAGGGACCUGAACAGUCCAUUAUGGUGGAUAAAAUGUUGGUUCAUCCCAAAUGGAAUAAAAACUGUGUGUCUUGCGGGAACGACAUCGCCUUGCUGAAGCUGCAGAAGAGCGCCACCAUCAGUGAUAAGGUGCAGUUGGCUUGUCUGCCGGAGCACGGAGCCACUCUUGCCCACAACCAGCCUUGUUACGUGACAGGUUGGGGUCGUCUCUACUCUGGUGGUCCCCAAGCAAACACGCUGCAGCAGGCUCUACUUCCUGUGGUGGAUCACAGUGUCUGUAGUCAAAGUGAGUGGUGGGGCAGCUCAGCAAAGACAACAAUGGUGUGUGCAGGGGGAGGCAGCCAGUCAGCAUGCCACGGUGACUCUGGAGGCCCCCUGAACUGUAAAGGCGAGGAUGGUAGAUGGUACGUUCAAGGGGUGACCAGCUUUGUGGACGGACGAGGCUGUAACACUCCUCAGAAGCCCACGGUCUUCACCCGCGUGGCCUCUUUCAUUCCUUGGAUCAGCGAGACAAUGGCCCAAAACUGAAAAGCUCUUAUGUUGUAAACAAAAUGCGACUAAUUAAAUGACAGAAGGAAAUACUGACAAUAUUGCAAUCUUGUACCUUUGAAUAAAAUACAGAUAUUGAAAAUC